Messenger RNA from Psylliodes chrysocephalus, 930 nucleotides. Lineage: Eukaryota; Metazoa; Arthropoda; Insecta; Coleoptera; Chrysomelidae. The record is from the annotation of a GenBank genome assembly.
AUGGAAAAGAAUGAUGACCUUUUGGAUGAAUUCUUAGUCUUUAAGCCAAAGAAUACCUCAGCGUUGGACAGUUCCUUAACUAUCUCUAAGAGUACAACUGCUGCUCUUCUAUGCUCAGAUAGUGCCUCAUCAAUUACUUGGACAAAAUCAAAUACACUUGUGCUACUGGAUGUGUAUCAGAAAUAUAGGACAAAAGUUGGCACAUUGGAAAUUCGAAAUUUCAAAAGAAUGUGGGAGAUUAUUUCUAGUGAACUUAAAACUCGAGGUGUUAUGGUUUUAGAAAACAACUGUGAAAAUAGGUGGCGGGUACUGGAACGAAAUUACAAGAAAUAUGUUGAUAACAAGAAGAAAACCGGACGUGGCAGAUCAUUUUUUGAGUAUGCGGAUGAAAUGGAACAAAUUUUAGGUAAAAAAAAGAACAUAAACCCUACGGUUGUUUUGUCAACCCAAACAGUUAGUGACAUUUCAUCUCGGCACCAGUGUUUGCCUUCUGUUACACAUUCUAAAGCCAUGUCAGAACCAGUACCAGGAUGCUCUAAAGACACAGAUGAAGGCUUGGACCAGGUAAUAACUACUUUUGAGCCAGAAUCUGGAGGUUCAUCGACAAAUAUAAGGAAUGAAAAUUCCUCGGAAAAUCCAAAUCGGCUGCCUCAAAAAAGAAAAUUAGAACAACUGAAGAAAUCGACAGCAAGAAAACCAAGAUAUAAAAAUAAUGAUAUAUUGGAAAAAAUUAGUGUGCUGAAGGAGAACCGACACAAAGAAAAAAUGAAAUUUGAAAGAGAGAAAUUUAACAAAUUGUAUGAACUCGAGUUACGAAAACAGGAUAGUAGAGAAAUGAAACUUAAUGUUUUAAAAGAAAGCAAUGAAUUGCAAAAAAAGACUAAUAGUCUGCUGGAAUUAAUUUUGCAGAAAAAAACAGAUUUAUUAUAA